Messenger RNA from Leptosomus discolor (cuckoo roller), 1038 nucleotides. It is a transcript of the gene CENPU, whose product is annotated as centromere protein U. Gene Ontology annotation, cellular component: nucleus. Lineage: Eukaryota; Metazoa; Chordata; Aves; Leptosomiformes; Leptosomidae. The record is from RefSeq and is a predicted model, not a curated record.
AUGUCCUCGAAGAAAAUGAAGAGAAAUCGUUCUGGAAACAAACUAAAGGAACACGAAGCCAAAUCGCAUUCUCAUUGGAAAUUAGUUCCACUUGAGGAACCAGAUGUCUCAAGGAUAUUGAAGGUAGCAGGAGCAAAUCAGCUUGAGGAGCUUGAUGAUUCAUUUGAUCACCCUUUGCACAGUACUGCUGUGGACGCUUGUGGAGAGGAGCAUUCACAGAACAAGUCACUUAGUCAUGUUUCAGCACGGCAAAGGAAAAACACAGAAAGGAGUAAAAAACCUCAUCACCCAAAAAAGUCUGAUGGUGAUGUUCAGAAAUGCGACACAGCUGAUCCUGAAGCUGAAGCCCUUAAGGAGAAUGUGAAGGCUCUGCAUACUACUCAGUUCCAGGCAAAAAAGAAGCGACCUUCAGAGGAGAGCACAUCAGGUAUUUCUGAGGAUAGCCCAUGUUCUGUACAGGUUUGGUGUCCCAAAGAGGUGAAGAGAUCUGUUAGAGAUGUUACAGAACUGGAUGUUGUUCUGACUGAAUUUGAGAAAGUAGCAGCAAAUUACAGACAACGCGUAGAAUCAAACAUUUGCAGAAAAGCUAUCAAUGGCUUCUGUUCUGCUUUCCGGGACCAAAUCACUGAUCUUAUAGUGGAAGUCCAGGAAUUACAGAACACGAAGAAAAAAAAUGCUAAGGUGAUAACAGACAUCAAAAAGAAAGGGCAGCAACUGUGGCAACUCAGAGAAAAGCUAAUUGGAGCUGAACCACAACUGACAAAACUACAAAGAGAGUAUGCUGAGUUACAGGAAAGGGAAUCUUCCUUGAGGCAAGCAACUGAAUUACUUACUGAUUUAAAGGAGCUACAGCAAGACUGUUUGGAUUAUAGACAAGAAAACCCAAAAGUAAAAGUGGUAUAUGGAACUUCCAGCCUCCCUGCUCUUCUGGUGGAGUCACGGAGAAUUCUAGGAGCAGAGAGACACUUUCAGAAUAUUAAUAGGAAACUGGAAGAGGCUCUGGCUGUACAAAGAGGGAAGUUACCAAAGAAACAUUAA